UUCAACGAAAAUAUAGGCUUAUGAUCGAAUAAAGAGCGGUCGACUCAUAGCAAUGCUGGAUUCAGAACCACUCGAAGGUUAUGCACGAGUCAAAGAACUGUCAGAAGAGGAUAUAGAGACUGCUUUAAAUAAUGUUACCAAGGCCCAUAUUGAUAACUACAGAAUAUUGUCAAUACAUUUAGUGUAUAUUGAAGAAAUGAGGUUUGAUGAAGUCUACGAACACGAUGCAUAUACUAAUGAUAUUCGAAAGUUAGAAAACAAACUCUUUGGAGUAUUAUGUCUAAUGAAUGAAGACAUCAGCAAUUCAAGAGUUGAUAUUAAUCAUAUAUCACGUGACGCCAUGAAUACGGACUUGCGCACCGCUCCUUCAAGGAUGGAUCGUUUUAUCCGAGAUUAUGUGACUGUAAAAGAAACUACCAAGCUCUUGGACAACUUUAUCAUUUUGUACAGAGCAAUAAAAGACAAUUUAAGCAGCAGCAAAUAAAAGCAGCGCAUCGUGUAUUUAUAAUUGUUAUCCGGUGUUUAUUGGGCAUUACUUUCUUUUUAAAUUACUUUAUCAAUAUACUCAUUAUGAUCUAAAACAAAAGUGCUAUUUUGUUAUGAGAAACAGUGAGUCGUUUUUAAACUGAUUCGUACAUUCCAGAUAUAUUUACUGCUCUACUAUUACAUUUCUAUAGUAUCAAUGUAUCAAUGUAUCGUCUACGAGUAGAAUAUAAUAUAUUAUUUUUUUUUAAAUUAUCUCACAAUAUUGAACUUAUCUGAAACAACUGACUGAUUUAAAGCUGUGCAAAUAUGUUUCAAAAUAUGUAUUCCAGUUUGCAGUAAUACUGCAAUAUAUUUAAAUGAAACAUUUGCUUGAGUUUUGUGAGAGAAAAAAAAGCAAAAAUAUGACUACCCAUUUUAAUAUCAAAUAAUGUCUUUUUAUUCGUAACCAUAUUUUAAAGAUUGUUUUUAAUCUCAGUUAUUUGUAAGGGAAAUCAUUUCCUGUGUCCCUUAAUGUUUAUAUUCAUUUUUUUCAGUUCUUUUUUGUUUCCCAAAUAAAUGUUCGAAGUUAUUAAUAGGAAAUCUGAAAAAUGGAAAAUUGGUAGCAAGACAUAUUAUUUUAAUACAAACGGCAUCAGGGUAUUGUAAUUAACCAAACGGUGUCUUUAAGAUUACGGUUUAUAUUACAAAUACAUUAAGGGCAUUAUAUGUGUAUUGUUACACUUUUCUGUAGUGUGUAGGUAAUUCCGACUCGCUUAAUGCUGUAAAGGUUAGUGGUACGUUAUUUAUUGGGUAUUUCGUUGUGAAAUAACAUUGUUGUUUUCAGUGAAUGCCUAGAAUGCUGAAUCAUAUUUAAUGAAUAGUCCGAUGCAAACACAAAACAAAACACAAAACGUGUAGAUAAUUAUAAGUUUUUCGUUAAAAUCUAGUCAACUGACAUAAAUUAUAUUUUUUUCAUCUGGCAUGUUUUUGUUGAAGCGACCAUGUGGUCAAUUGUUGAACUAAAUUUUCAACCGCACAUAACUCGUGCAGCUAUACAAUUUCUUGAGGUAAUUCAAGAAUUUUGAAAAUGUAGAUUAUAUUAAUCGACGUGUGUUUUAAAAUAGAU
Molecule: messenger RNA, 1591 nt
Organism: Mytilus trossulus (common blue mussel)
Lineage: Eukaryota; Metazoa; Mollusca; Bivalvia; Mytilida; Mytilidae
Exons: 2
Coding region: 53-484 (143 amino acids)
Source: RefSeq, a predicted model, not a curated record